AGUCUAGUGCUGCCCAUAUGAGCGCAAGGACACGCGUUGUGUGUACCGGAAAAAAAAAUCAAAUAAAGCAGUGACUUGACCAAAAAGUGUUGUCAGAGUGUUGUGAAGCCGUCAAUAUACAUAUAAAACCAAAAACACAACAAUACAAUUAGCUGGCCGUCUUUGUUGGCCAACAUGUAAAUGGCCAAAAGCCGAGCACCUCCAACUGCGUGUGUGUGUGUAUGCUGAAAACUUAAAGCAAACAGUGCCUGCGACAUAAACAAAACGAAGCAAACAAAGAAAAGACGGAUUUCUCUCUCAAGCGAAUAAAAAAAACCAAAACAAAGCAAAGCAAAAAAACAAAAAAAAAAACACAAAACAAAACAAAAAACCAAAAGCGAAACUUAAACGUCUGCAUAUUAAUCAGAGCUGCCCUCCGAGCAGGACAACUUAUCACCAAGGAUUUGCAGGCGCCGCGCACAAAAGCCGCUUAGACAUCGGGGACGGCAGUGUGCCCAAAGGCAACGCUAAUCAACGGCCACAGGAACGAAGACAAAACCAGCUCCGCUAUCCUCCUGCUGCUGAUGGUGCUACUGUUGCUGGCCACGCCUCUUAGCCCCUCUUAGCCCGGCCUCAACAUCAGCUAGCAAGUAGAAACGUCGCCUCAUUUGGCCACUGUGGAUUAUGUUAAUUAGAUUUUAAGCACGCGAUGACGACAACGACGCCAGGGGAACAAUUGACGUUGUAAUGCGACAACGGUUGACUGCAACAAGAACAACAAGAACAACAACAAUAACAACAAACAAGAAGCGGCAACAAACACAGGUGAAGCGAUGCGCGCUUUUUAAUUGACAUUUGUUGAAGUUGAGCAGCGUUUGUGCAGCAAUUAGCGAAAAAAAAAACACAAAGAGAGUCGGAGAGGGAAAAGAUAAAAACGUAAAACAAUUGCGAAGAGCAAAAUAUAAAAAAUACAAGACACAACAAUUGAAAAGGUGAUGGCCAAGUUGAUAUUUAAUUAAAAACUCUGCAUUUUUAGAGGCGACGCUGAAAAGUAGGCAACGCUUUUUAAACCAACAUGGCCGCCAAGGCGCAAGGAACGCCAAAGCUGUCAAACUGUUGACAGUUGUCACAUGGUCGACCCGGGGCCCUCCCAAAAAAAAAGGGCAGCUCGGCUGGUACGUGAGUGCAUGAAUGAAUGAAGAAAUGAAUGUUGUCCAAAUGGCAGCAGGCAGCAAAUGAAUGAAACGUUCGAAACGUUGGCCAUUCACAUAUAUAUUCAAAAGUUGAGGCAACGCGCUAAACGUUUGCACGUACUGCGCAUAAAUUCCAAGUGAAAUUAAAGGCGAAAACCAUAAAAAAAAAGGGAAACGAGUCUAAAACAAACGAGCCAAAAACACAAAAAAAAAAAACAGAGACAAAAAAUGAAGCCCACCCGCAACUGUGAUCUGGCAGGAAUGUGCUUAGUUUGGGCCUUGCUGCUGUGCAGCAGCGUGCUGGCCAUAUCCUUAACGAAUGCAGCCGCCGAGCAGCAGGAGUUGCAACUAUCGCGACAACAUCUCAGCUUUCAGAGCGUGCAUCGCAUGCUGCGCGAUGAACACGAGCCGGCCAACUAUAAAAGCGAACUGCGCUACAAACACAAACGCGAUAUACAAACACUACAUGAGUUGCAUAAGCGUGAGGUUGCAACAGCAACUGCAGCAGCAACGUGGCUUAAUCUCUCCAGUCAAGGACUGACUGAGUAUGACAGCCAGAAGAACUACCAGGGCCAGUUGGAGCUGGUGACACGCCUAGAUGUGAGCCACAAUCAACUGAGCAGUCUGCAACUGAGCAACUUCAGCCAGUUGCAACAUUUGAAUGUGAGCAACAAUUCGCUGAGUGUGUUGCCCACAAUUAGCUCCACGCUGAUCACUUUGGAUCUAUCCUGCAAUCGCUUAAGUCAGCUCAGUGGCAGCUUUUUUGAGCAGCGCAUGCCGCAGCUGAAGCAACUCAAUCUGGCCCACAAUCAGCUGGGCAAGACAAUAGGACGUCAGGCAUUCUACAAUUUGAUCAGCCUGCAAACACUCCAGCUGAGCUGGAACAACAUCGCAGAUAUCGACUAUGAGACAUUUCUGGCGCUGCCGAGCUUGCAGCAUUUGGACCUGUCGCACAAUCAGCUGAGCGGCUCGGCUAUACGCGCUUUGCAGGGUAUACCGGAUCUGGUUAGCCUGUCAAUUGCACACAAUCCGCAGGUGGGCGCCGCAAUGCAGGAGUUUGUCGCCUCCUGGAGUCUCAAGGAGCUGGAUGCCAGCGGCACGGGCCUCUGCCAGGUGCCAGCUGCACUCGCACAAUCUGUGCGUACGCUCAAACUGUCUCACAAUUGGCUCAAGUCAAUUAACUGUGGCGAUUUGGACAGCUAUCCCUUGUUGCAGUACCUGGAUUUGUCACACUCACGCAUUGCUCAGGUGGAGGACGAUGCGCUUGGUCGCUUGGAGCUGCUCGAAUUGCUCUUUCUGGAUCACAAUAAUCUGGUGCGUGUGCCAAACGAUUUGCCCCCAUCGCUGGAGCAUCUCUUUGUGCAGCACAAUCGCAUUAUGGAGUUGCAACCGCAAUCAUUUGUCGGCCUCAAGAAUUUGAAAACACUGGACAUGUCGGGCAAUCGUUUGUUGUAUUUACCGGCACUGCCGCUGCCCAAUCUGCUAACACUGAAUCUGCAGUCGGCGGGCAUUGAGAGCGUCAGUCAGUCGAUUGUGCACACUUUGCCCCAACUGCGCGAUCUACUCCUCGAGGAUAAUCCGAUCAGGUGCAGCGAUCUCUUGGGCAUGGCCGAGUGGGCCAGUCCCUGCCGCAGUCCCGAUUUGGGUCAAUUGACGGGCAGCAUUGAUUUGAAGCAGCGCUAUGUGCAAUUGCAGCACUUCAACGAUAAAUAUUGCAGUUGCUGUGGGCGAAAUGAAUCUGAGGCAGCAGUGGAGUCAGCAAUGCCCCCAGCUUGUGGCAUACUAUCAGCAACAACAACGCAACGAACUGUGCCAAAAGUGCAAAAGUCAAAGGCACUACUUACAACAGCAACAGCAACAACAACAACAGCAACAACAACAACAACAAAAACCACAACAAAAACAACAACUAUGCAAUCAAACGGCAACAACAUUGCGUUGCUAACCGCAAAAACUUUUGGGCCAGCUGAAACAACUUCGUUAGUGCAAGAGCAGAGUCAGCAAAUGCCGACCAUGCCAACUGCAACAAAAACAGCAACAGCAGCAGUAGCAACAGCAACUGCACCAACAACAGUUGCCAGUCGAACAGCCGCAAGCAUACCAAGUUUGUACCACGCUGAAGCAGCAGCAACAGCAACACGCGCUGAGAAGCGAAAAAACAUUUUGGCAACCAGCUUAACAGAAAGAGAAACAACAACAACAGCAACAACAACAGCAGCAGCAGCAGCAGCGCCGCCGCUUAGACUCGCCAUGCCAACAGACAUUAGCAAUGUUGCUGUGGUCGCCACAACAACGAGAGCAGCAACAGCAACAGCAUCGCAGACUACAACAAUCCUGCCCCUUUUAAGUUCUAACAUUGCAAAACAUGAGGAAGACACAAAAAAUGUUGAUAAAGCAGCCAAGAGUUUAUUAAAACAGACAGCAGGCAAAAGAGCAACAAUAACAACAAAGCAUAGGGACAGUUCCGGUCAGGAGACAAAGUUGGUGGAGAAGCCCAUGCAACAUAAACAUGCCACGUUGCAGCUGAAUAUUAAGGAUCGCCAUUUAAUCGGCACACCGCUGCUGAUGCACCAGGGCGACAAUCUGCUGGUGGAUGCAGAACAGUUGCUACUACCAGGCACGGCGACAGUGGCGGAUGCGGAAACAGCAUUCGGUGCCAGCCAGCAGCAGCAUCAGCAGCCAGCACAGGAAGCGACUGAUAAGCGACAGUCAGCGGAAGAAAUAAAUGGCGACACAAGGACGGCAACACAUGAAAUGGAGAUGAAUAGGAAACUUGAGACGGAGUCGGAGUCGGACACAAAGCUGCACAAGAAGAAGCCGACGCUGAGCAUUAAGAAAAUGACCUACACCACUUACAAACAUACAGCAGAAACAUCUCCGCCAGCAGCAGCAGCAACAUAUCCGCCAGCAGCAGCUAUAUCUCCAACAGCAGCAGUAACAUCUCCGCAACAGCAUCAGCACAGCAGUGUGAAUACUCCUAAUGCUUUCAAACAGGAGCUGAAUACCUUUGCUCAACUCAAGGCAUUUGUGGAACUUAAAACGGAGGCAUCCAAGUCCGCCCAAUUGUUGGAUCAGCGACAGGAAAAGCAACAAACGCUAACUGGUAGUCAUCCCGGCCUGAUGUUACUUCUUUCCUGCAUCUUGGUCAUUGUCCUGCUCGCGGGACUAGCACACGUCUAUCGCUGUGAGCUGCCUUGGCAGCGCAAUGGCCGCACGGGUCAGAUGCGACCGCAUCACCAACAUCAUCAGCGCCAUCUGAAUGAGAGCGACGAUGUGCGCAGUUUCCUGCAUUAUCAGGGAUCGACAACGGGAUCGGUAUUGGGAUCAGUCGAUGCAGACCCUGCACGUCUGCACGCCUGGCAUCACAGCACCAGAAGGGAGGCACCCUACAGCUCCCCAUUGCAUAAUCUCCAGGCACGUGAGCUGCAGCGAGAGCAGCAGAAGCUACAGUUCUAUAGCGCCUCACUGGCGGACAGCUCCACUGCAUCCUCGGGCAGCAGUCGCAGCAGUCUGCACUCGCCCUCCAAUGAGGAUAACUACUACAUUGAGAUGGCGCCCAGCAUUCCAAUGCCAGCUGCUUCCCCUAUCUGCAUUCAAUCCAAUCUGCCCAUGGAGCUGUUGAGCAGCAAUUUGCGUCGCAAUGUGGACCGAGUUGCUGGUGAUGCAGUGGCUGCCACAGAGAUGGGUGGCUCGGCAACGACGCUGCGUUCGGUUAGCAGCAAACUGAUGGCGCCCAGCUCGCGACGCUUGAACAUCUGGUGACAAACCGUGUUUGGCCAGCGACAAUAUGCAACUUUUCAGUGAAAUCAGCAGCCGAAUGGCAUAUAUAGAUAUAUAGAAAAUAAUCAUUCUUUAUAGUUCUAAGAAAAGACAAAAUGAGUCAUGAGGGCAACCAGUCAAACUAAAAUGAAGAAAUACUCAA
Molecule: messenger RNA, 5094 nt
Organism: Drosophila grimshawi
Lineage: Eukaryota; Metazoa; Arthropoda; Insecta; Diptera; Drosophilidae
Gene: 2mit
Exons: 4
Coding region: 1401-4934 (1177 amino acids)
Molecular function (GO): protein binding
Source: RefSeq, a predicted model, not a curated record